GAACGUAAAUUUGAAGCAACUGCAGACAUGAGGAAUGUAUACGCUUUUGCCCUGCUGCUUAUUGCAGUUUUUGCAAGCACCUCCAGUGGUGCCAGCGUUUCCGACCUUCUGUGUCGCAACAAGGCCAACGGAAUUCGUGCUCUGGUACCCGGCAGUUGCUCCAGGUUCUAUGAGUGCCAAAAUGGCGUUGCCAAGGAAUAUACCUGUCCCAAAUUCUAUGACUUCAAGAUCCGCAGCUGUGUAACCUAUAAUACUGGUUGCGUUGAGGGUGUUGUCGUUAAACCAGUGGCCCAGCAAUCCGUACGUGACACUGCCCAACCAUGUAAUGGAGCGACAACAACUCCACCACCUUGUGCUACCACCACACCGCCUUGUACUAAGACCACAACGCAAACUCCGUGCUCAGGAAUAAUUACAUCUACAACGACAACACCAGCAUCAACAACAACAACAACAACAACUUGUACCCCAACAACUACGACAACCACGUCCACCACAACCACCACAACGACUACAACCACUACAACUACAACAACGUGUACCCCAACAACUACGACAACAACGACUACCACAACCACAACCACCACCACGACCACAACCACCACAACGACUACAACCACUACAACUACAACAACUUGUACCCCAACAACUACGACAACCACGACUACCACAACCACAACCACCACCACGACCACAACCACCACAACGACUACAACCACUACAACUACAACAACUUGUACCCCAACAACUACGACAACCACGACUACCACAACCACAACCACCACCACGACUACAACCACCACAACGACUACAACUUGUACCCCAACAACUACGACAACCACGACUACCACAACCACCACAACGACUACAACCACUACAACUACAACAACUUGUACACCAACAACUACGACAACAACGACUACCACCACCACAACCACCACCACGACCACAACCACCACAACGACUACAACCACUACAACUACAACAACUUGUACCCCAACAACUACGACAACCACGACUACCACAACCACAACCACCACCACGACUACAACCACCACAACGACUACAACCACUACAACUACAACAACUUGUACCCCAACAACUACGACAACCACGACUACCACAACCACAACCACCACCACGACUACAACCACUACAACUACAACAACUUGUACCCCAACAACUACGACUACCACAACCACCACAACGACUACAACCACUACAACUACAACAACUUGUACCCCAACAACUACGACAACCACGACUAGCACAACCACCACCACGACUACAACCACCACAACGACAACAACCACUACAACUACAACAACUUGUACCCCAACAACUACGACAACUACGACUACCACAACCACCACCACGACUACGACCACCACAACGACUACUACUUGUACCCCAACAACUACGACAACCACGACUACGACAACCACAACCACCACCACGACUACAACCACCACAACGACUACAACUACAACAACUUGUACCCCAACAACAACGACAACCACGACUACCACAACCACAACCACCACCACGACUACAACCCCUACUACUACAACAACUUGUACCCCAACAACUACGACAACCACGACUACCACAACCACCACAACUACUACAACCACUACAACUACAACUACUUGUACCCCAACAACUACGACAACCACGACUACCACAACCACCACCACGACUACAACCACCACAGCGACUACAACCCCUACAACUACAACUUGUACCCCAACAACUACGACAACCACGACUACCACAACCACAACCACCACCACGACUACAACCACCACAACGACUACAACUUGUACCCCAACUACGACAACCACGACUACCACAACCACCACCACGACUACAACCACCACAACGACUACAACCACUACAACUACAACAACUUGUACCCCAACAACUACGACAACCACGACUACCACAACCACAACCACCACCACGACUACAACCACCACAACGACUACAACUUGUACCCCAACAACUACGACAACCACGACUACCACAACCACCACAACGACAACUACUUGUACCCCAACAACGACGACAACCACAACAACGACUACCACGACCACCACAACUACAACAACUUGUACCACAACAACUACGACAACCACAACAACGACUACCACAACCACCACAACUACUACAACUUGUGCCCCAACAACUACUACAACUUGUACCCCAACAACUACGACAACCACAACCUGUGCCCCAACAACAUCGAGCACAACAACAACGAGCACAACAACAACAUGUACCUCAAAAACGAUCUCGACCACUACAUGUCCAGAAACCGCUCCGACAACCACCGCUUGCUCUGACGUGACAACAACUGUUUGCCCCACUGAAUCAAAGGCCGUGGCUGCCACCCAAUCAAAGCGUAAUCCCGUCCGCCGAAACCCCGUCAACCGCCUGCUCUGGGAAGUAGCCGAAUGGGCCGGUCUGUCGUCCUCUAGUUCUGAGGCUCAGCUUAAGGUUUCGUGCUUGGGCAAACCUGACGGAUUCCUGAUGGCAUCUCCUGAACGGUGCAACGAUUACUACAUCUGUCGUCACCAGCGCGCCCUCAAGGUCAGCUGUGGUGAUAGGUACUUCAACGGACUGAAGGGAAUCUGCGAUCUCCCCGAAAAUACCAGCUGUGUUCAGUCUUAAGUAUAAACUCCGUCGUUGAGACCAACAUCAUUUUGAAAAUGUGACAAGAAAUUAUGGAUCGAAACCUUAAUUAAUUAUAACAACACAACUUGACCAUGCACUUAAGAAACUGCAAAGGCUUAU
This is a messenger RNA of Drosophila melanogaster (fruit fly), 2796 nucleotides long. RefSeq names its product mucin 96D (gene Muc96D). NCBI's taxonomy places the organism in Eukaryota, Metazoa, Arthropoda, Insecta, Diptera, Drosophilidae. The transcript has 2 exons. Gene Ontology annotation, cellular component: extracellular region. The record is from RefSeq and is marked reviewed. Gene Ontology annotation, molecular function: chitin binding. Bases 28 to 2673 code for a protein of 881 amino acids.